CAAAUUAAAAAAAAGAAGUUUAAAAGAAAAAGAAAGUGGCACAAGUAAUAAGUUUCCCAAAGAAAAAGCAAAGAAUCAUUGCCCUUUCUUUUAUGUCCUUUACACCUACUUGAUUCUCACAAAACUCCCAUGGACUGUGGUCGCAUAGUUUUCGCCAUAAUUGGCUUCUCUGCAUCUUUCUUCCUAUAUUUUCCAAGCUUCAAGAGAAGACUCCAAAGCAAACAAAUUAUCACAACACAUAAAUUGAAGAUCAUAAAUGAAGCCUUGGAAAUUGCUGAAGAAAGAGUCGUGAGGUAUGAAGAGAGGCACGAUCGCAUUCUUAGUCAAAUCUCAUCGUUCUACCUUGUGAAUCAGGAACUGCAAGAUGCGUUGUUUGGCGCUCGAGAAGCCAUGAAUGAAGCUUUAGAGUUUGUUGUUGGUCUAAGAAGAUUGAAGAUGGAGAUCAUAAGCUCAUAUCCAGGUGAAGUUGAUGUUUCCAUGUUGGAUAGGUUCCUUGGAAAGCACAAGCAGGACAAGGAAUAAUUAAGAGGCUUGGCCAUGAAGUAAAAAGGAAUCACUAGACAUAUGUUUUCAGGAAGAGUUAUGAUCCUUUCAAUGUGAAAAAUUUAGUCUCGAGUGGUAAAGAAUUGCACUGUAUAGAGUAACUGCUGCUUCUUCUUC
Messenger RNA from Ilex paraguariensis (yerba mate), 660 nucleotides. The record is from the annotation of a GenBank genome assembly. Lineage: Eukaryota; Viridiplantae; Streptophyta; Magnoliopsida; Aquifoliales; Aquifoliaceae.